AUGGGCGGCGGCUCCGAGCCGGGAGGCGACCCGCAGGGGCGCGGCGCGGGGGCUGCGGACGGCCCGGCCGCGCCGCCGCCCGACCUGACGGACCCGCCCGCCGACGCCGCGGCCCGGGAGGCGCCCGGGGAGCCGGGCGAGGACGGGGGGCCGGGCGAGGACGGGGCGCAGCCCGAGCCCCUGCCCGAGUCCCCGCCCGAGCCCCCGCCGGAGCCCGCGCCCGAGCCCGGGGAGCCCGCCGCGCCGGAGGAGCCCGGGGACCCCGGGGCGGCGGCGGAGGAGCGCGGCGACGGGGACUCCUCGGCCACGGCCUCGCGCCCGCCGUCCCCGGCCAGCCCCGAGACGUCCGAGCCCGAGCCCGAGCCCGCGGGGCCGCCGCCCGCGAAGCCCCCGAAGGAGCUGAAAUUCCUGAGCGAGGAGGCCCCGGGCGAGGACGAGGAGUGGACCGAGGAGGUGCAGCGCGAGCAGGAGCGGCAGCUGCGCGCCGAGCUCCUGGGCCAGUACCGCGCCCUGCUGGUGGAGCGCGGCCAGUACCAGCGCUACAGCCUCUACCUGCAGCACAAGGUCUCCCAGGCCCUGCGCAAGAAGAAGGGCCUGGAGGCCGGCGAGGCGCCCGAAAGGGACGCGGAGCCCGAGAACCCCGAGAAGGAGAACACGUACCUGCACUACCUGGCCAUGCUGGAGGAGCUGAGGAAGCAGCGCGCCGACGACCUGGACUGGUAUCACCAGGAGCUGGAGCAGCUCAAGCAGCAGUGCGUGGAGAAGCUGACCAGGGUGGACAGGGCCUGGCAGCGGUUCCAGGCCCUCAAGAAGCAGGUGAUGAUGCAGGUCAUGGGCAGCUGCCGCCUGCGGGGCGGGCGCCAGGCUGCGCUGCGGGAGGUGGAGCAGAUGCAGAAGCUGGAGGACAAGAAGGAGGAGGAGAUGCGGGCCGUGCGGCUGGAGAACAUGCAGCUGAAGCAGAGCCUGGCGCAUUUCGAGACCAGGAUGCGGGCCCAGGAGGACCUGACCGAGGGGCUGCUGCUCAUCGAUUUUGAGCAGCUGAAGAUCGAAAACCAGACCUUCAACGAGAAGGUGGAGGAGCGCAACGAGGAGCUGCUGAAGCUGCGCAGCAAGGUCAACACCAACGUGCAGGUCGUCACCCACGUCAAGGAGAAGCUGCACCACGUGGAGCUGCAGAACUCGGGCCUGAGGGCGCAGCUCCUGGACACCGAGUCCCAGGUGGCCCUGCAGCGCGACGUCCUGACCAAGACCAAGCAGGCCCGGGACGUCCUGCGGAUCGACAACGCCAAGCUGAACCGCAAGUGCGGGCUCCUGGGCAAGGAGGCGCUCCUCCAGGACCUGGAAGAGAAGGUGGACAAGAGCGACGCGCUCAGCCAGCGCCUGGACUUCCUGAAGCGCCACCACGCCGGCCUGACGCUGUCCUGCAGGGGCGUGAAGCAGAAGAUCCGGGAGGCCAAAGCCUUUCUCCCCUCUUGACGGGCAGGCGGGAAGGCAGCAGGAGGCGCCCCUCCCCCGCUGGCCUGCGCGCCACCCGCGCCAUCCUCGACCCCGGCACUUGGGAUGGGGCUGCGCUUUGUUGCAACUUUUCAGCCUCCACAGCAGCCUGAGCACACAGUGGGUCCGCGACUGUGCUGGGAAAAGCAAAACAGGUCUCGAGACACAAAACAGGGCCGACGACACCGUCCCUGACUCCACGGAGAGCUGUCAAGGCCCUUGCAUCUGGACAGCGUCCGUCGCGGUGACCUGACACCGAGGACCGCCCCUCCUCCCCCGGCAUGCAGAAGGGACGAAAAGGCUAUCAAGAGGGCAAGGUCCCCCCAAAACACUCCCUGCACAGGAAGCUAAUUAUUAAACUCCCUUUGAAUCUGCUUGCCAGUGAGUCCUGAGUCACCGACUGAAGGGCGAGCUCGCCGCCCGCGCCCCCGCGCCCGGUCCCAGCUGCUGUGUGUGUUACUAUGACGCGUUUGUCGUCUGUCGCCAGUAGGAACCUGACGCCCAGGGCACGGGAAGGAGGCUGUUCCGUCUUCUUCCCGGACGGGCUGGGGCUACUUAAGCCUCAGGCUGGUGUCCGGCCCCGACUCCUCAUGGUGGCGUCUUCCUGCGGCUGUGCCUCGCCCGGUACCAAUGAUGAUUUUUUUUUUUCUGUGAAGACAAAAUGACGACACCGCGUGUUUCCCACGGGCAAAGCCCAGGCGUGGCGGCCGCG
Talpa occidentalis (Iberian mole) is the source of this 2206-nucleotide messenger RNA. RefSeq names its product coiled-coil domain containing 96 (gene CFAP184). The coding region runs from base 1 to 1476 and encodes 491 amino acids. The record is from RefSeq and is a predicted model, not a curated record. The transcript has 3 exons. Gene Ontology annotation, cellular component: ciliary basal body; axoneme. Gene Ontology annotation, biological process: cilium assembly. Lineage: Eukaryota; Metazoa; Chordata; Mammalia; Eulipotyphla; Talpidae.